Messenger RNA from Oldenlandia corymbosa var. corymbosa, 2550 nucleotides. The record is from the annotation of a GenBank genome assembly. NCBI's taxonomy places the organism in Eukaryota, Viridiplantae, Streptophyta, Magnoliopsida, Gentianales, Rubiaceae.
AAAAGCUCUAGCUUUGUUUUCCCUUCCUCCACAAUCAGAAAGACCUUAUGUAAGAAAUGAUCUUUUUGACCAUUCAUUUUGGCAGGCAUUUAGUAAUGUAACAAUAAACCAAAAUCUUUAGGUAGUAAAUUGCUGCAAUUCAUUAAUGCGAGGCUUUUUUUUUUUUAAAGAAGGAUUAAUGCGAGGUCAUUUUGCAAACUGGCCAUAGUUGAGAAACCAAAUAAUCAAUUUUUUAACUUCACGAAACCCCUCUGCAACCCUCGUCGCCGGUACAGAUCAUCUCAGCUUCAUCAAUAGUUCCGUUGUGAGUAAGGAGUCAGAGAGCAUUUUUACUUGAAUUUCCCCUGAUAUUUUGUUUUCUUUUCUCUGGAUUUUUUUUUUGUUAUUUUCUCGUCUUCUUCUCGCUCUAGUUGGUGAAUUUAUCCAAGCCUACACAGAACAUCAGUGGUAAGCAGCAAUUACUAGUUUCCUUUGUUAAUCGUUUAAUGUUCAUUUCGGGUUUGGAUGUUUUUCUUGUUUGCUGGGCUGUAUUAUAUCACUUCAAUUUGGGUACUUAUUAUGUUUUUCUGUUUGAAUUGUUGCAAAGAUUGUUGCUUUGUUGUUUUUUUUUUCAGAUUGCUUGUUUCAGUUCUCAUCUUUUCAUGGUGUUCAUUGGGGCUUUAUAGAAUCUUUGCCCUUUAUUAUGGAUGCUUUCUGAAAGAAGUGUUCGGUGCUUAACCUAAGUCAGUCUGUGUGGCUCUUUUUUUUUUCCUGCUUUGGCUUUCCGGACGUUGUUUUCCUUGCUGUAAUUAGUUUGAGAUGUGUUAAGGAAAUUAUUGAUUAGCAGUUUAAUCUUUCCUCCUUUUGGUGGGAUUUCGGAACUCAAAUUAGGCUUCAAAGUUCUCAUGCACUGAGUAUAUUGAGCUGCGAAGUCAUACCGUAGUUUUUCAUUUGUUCUGGAAAAUGGACAAUCAAUGUCCUUUCUGAUGAACAAUGUUUAAUAUGAGGAAAGUUGAUGGGCAUAUUCUACUGGCUGUCGACAGCAGUGUAGAGAUUCCUAGAAGAGAUUUUUGCAGUAUCAAAGAGAUUGGCAGCAAGAAAGUCUUUAGCAAUACUGUCAUCUUUGCUUUUGCUUUUGUAACUUUCUUGAGAACCAGUAGCAUGGGGUAAAGCAACACUACUUAGUUUUAGUAUUAUAAAUAAAUGUGCGUUCUUUCCUUGUAUUCUUAAUGGCAUUUUCCUGAUUAAUAUGUUUGAAUUGCUUAUUCAUUCAUGGACUUCUGUACUUUCACGAUAAAAGAUCAUUAUUUUGGACUCGCGAAGAUUAAUUGGGAAGAGAAUUCCUUUUGCUGAUUUUCACUAAUCAAUGUGUUGGAUCACAAUCCAGAACCUUUCAACAUGAGCACCGGGAAGACUGAAGAGCCAGUUAAACAUAUAGAUUGGAAAAAUAUUGGCAAAUCAAGUGAGCAAGGUGGCGAUGAAUUUGUGAAGAAAAGACUGCCUAAAAAGAUUAGGCAGAUUCCAGAUUCUUAUUUCCUUCCUAGAAAAUCUCUGCCAUCUGCGAUUGCAUUCUACAGUGCAUGGAUUGUUGCUGGAGUUGGUGCUGGGAUGUUGGCAGAAAUCUGGAUUAAAAAGAAGAUCAAAGUUUCAGGAAGAAUCCCGAAAAGUAAAGCCGAUGGAAAGUCUUCUGAACCGCCGACGAAAAGCAGAGUUAAAGAACCCUUCAUCGUCAAUAAGGAAAAAAGAGUGUUUGGAACUGUGAGAAACCCAAAUGUACCGGCUUCUAAGCCUGUGACUGAAAAGGUUGCAAGAAAACCAGGGAUUCCUCAAAGACCAUCAAAACAACCAAUCAAUCAUCCCAGCCUUAAUCCCACUGCUGUUCAAGAAACUGAAGGGACUCCGAAGAAAUUAGCAACGACCAAGAAGAAAAGCGUGAGCUUUAGAGAGAAAGUCAAUGAAAAUAAGGAGAAAACUGUUUCUGAAGAGGGGAACCAAACCCCUUUGAAAUCGCCAUUCUCGAUUAAGCCCGGGAAGAAGAAAAGCGUAAAUUUUGGUGAGAAUGUGGAGGAAGUUAAGGAUAAAAUAUUGCAGGAGGAUGAUGUUGUUCGAACUCCAUUGAGAUCUCCGUUUUUGGUUAAGGCCAAUAACAAUGUCUCAGCAGGCACACCUUAUCAGAGUGCAGAGAGAUGCAGCAAAUGCAGGUUUGAUAAGCUGGAGACCUCAUCGUAUUGGAUAGCCCAAGUCAGAUUGGCUGAGUCCGUUGGCAAGCAUUUCGUUUCUGCUGCAUCCUUCCGCCUGGCUUCUGAUUGCAAAGCAGAGCCGAUUCGCAAUGUGAAAGUUGAGCUGAAGAAGUAUAUAGGACGGCACGGGCAUUUGUCAGAGGAAAAAGAGUGGAAAGAUUUGUGUGUUAGCUUUGGAUUGAGAAAGGAGGAAAGCAGCAACAUAAGCCAGGACAACCAGGAAGUAGGGACAACCAAAGAGACUGAAGAGGGAGUUGAUCAACAACAGGAAGAGAAGCAGCAAAUCACGGUGGAUGAUGCCGGUGUUGUGGAACCUUGUGAAUGUGAAUGA